This is a messenger RNA of Coniophora puteana RWD-64-598 SS2, 924 nucleotides long. RefSeq lists its product as uncharacterized. Lineage: Eukaryota; Fungi; Basidiomycota; Agaricomycetes; Boletales; Coniophoraceae. The transcript is spliced from 5 exons. The coding region runs from base 1 to 924 and encodes 307 amino acids. The record is from RefSeq and is a predicted model, not a curated record.
AUGUCUCUUUCUACGACACGCUCGGACGAUCCGUACUUUACAGCUCCAGAGGGAAGUAUUGGCAUCCAUAGCGUACCCCCGUUGGACCCCACUCUAUACCGCCCCACACCUCAAGCGCAUGCGUUCUUGAAGGAGCAGCUGGGGUUGAAAGCUGAUAAAGCCUUGAAACAGCAUAUUAUGGAGGUUCAGAAAAAGGCUUACAGCAUUGCGCCUUACCCCUGCAUCCGGACCUUUACAUUCACUGAGAUCGGUAUAACUGCCUAUCCAGCGUAUAAGGAGCUGUUGAAGAUCGGUCGUGAGCGGAAGAAUGUUGUCUUUCUCGAGAUGGGAAGCUGCUUCGGUCAGGAGGCAAGGAAAGCGGUUGCAGAUGGUUUUCCUGCCACACAGGUGGUUCUUUCUGACAUUAAGGGAGAGCUCAUGGAAAUGGGACACGAAUUAUUCAAGACCAGCGCAGCCACGUUCCCAGCUCAUAUUGUCCCGGGUGAUGCGCUCGACCCGAAAAUCCUCGAAGCCAAUCCCCCUGUCUACGAGGUUCCUGACACGCCCUACCCCGACCUCAAUGCGCUCGUCUCUUUGAAUCCUCUGAGGGGCCGCGUAUCGGUCAUCUACGCUUCAAAGUUCUUCCACGUGUUCGACGAGGCGAAACAGACGCAGGUUGCCCGUGCUUUAGGUGGCUUGUUGUCUCCCGAGCCAGGCUCCGUGAUCUUUGGUGCACAUGUAGGCGCCGAGGAAAAGGGAUUGAGGGCGUUCACUUCGCUGAAUACCACCGUAGACAUGUUUUGCCAUUCCCCGGAGAGUUGGACUGAGCUGUGGGACGGGAACGUGUUUAAGAAGGGUACAGUCAGGGUUGACGCUCGGAUGAAAUCGUUCGAGACGUCAGAUGGCUCCGUGGAGGGUUUGGACUGGGCCGUUACGAGGCUUUGA